Phytophthora nicotianae INRA-310 is the source of this 1749-nucleotide messenger RNA. RefSeq lists its product as hypothetical. The transcript has a single exon. Bases 51 to 1496 code for a protein of 481 amino acids. Lineage: Eukaryota; Oomycota; Peronosporomycetes; Peronosporales; Peronosporaceae. The record is from RefSeq and is a predicted model, not a curated record. Gene Ontology annotation, cellular component: type II protein secretion system complex. Gene Ontology annotation, molecular function: DNA binding; catalytic activity. Gene Ontology annotation, biological process: DNA repair; protein secretion by the type II secretion system.
AAGAAGUGUGCCAAAAUCUAGAUGGAAAAGUUGCAGCUUCCAGGUGGCAAAUGGACCUGAACACGGCGACACCUCGCGACCUGCAGCAAUUGCCCGGUGUGGGUAGCGUGACAGCGCGAUUAAUCGUCGAGGCACGUCCCUUCUCCUCUGUCGAGGAUCUACUACGAGUGAAAGGCAUUGGUCCCGUCAAAUUCGUAGCCAUCACAGCUGAAAAUCAGGUUUACGUGGACGAAAAGCCAAAAGCCGAAGCAAACGCUAAAUUCACUGCCACUUCCACUAAAAUCGACCUGAACACUGCAUCCAAGAGACAAUUACAGCAGCUUAAGGGAGUGGGCCCGGUACUAGCCCAACGGAUCGUCGAUGCCAGGCCGUUCCAUCGUAAAGAAGAUCUCUUGGCCGUGAAAGGUAUUGGAACAAAAUCUUACGUGAAAAUACAAGCAGGGGCAUAUGUGAGAGCAAGUUCUGAUUCCCUCGAUGAAGAAGAGACUGGGGGCGACGACAGUGAAGACAGUGGAGAAGAAAGGGUCAAAAGUGAUGAAACCUUCCACAUUUGUCGAGAGAUUGAGAGCGACAUCCGUGAAAAUAUUUUCCCAAUGUGGAAUCACAAUAAUGGUGACAACCGCGCCUUAAUUGUGGCAAGUUGGAACAUCCGCAAUAUUUCACGUCGAAAAGAAGUGUUUUUACUGCAACGAAUUGCCGAUACUUUGGACGAGUUCGACAUCGUCGCACUGCAGGAGGUGAGGGAUUUGAUUGUGCUAAAAAGACUGAAGACGAUGUUGCCUGGUUGGGACUAUGUAGUGUCCGAGCCGGUGGGGCGCAAGUCACCGGGAACCAAGAAAAGGGUCGAACGCUACGCUUUCUUUUACAGACGUAGCGUUGUUCGGCUUGUUGAGAAGUGCUGGCUGCUCGAAGGCAGCAGCGAAGUGUUUACGCGGUUACCGUGUGUUGCUAUUUUUCGAUCGAAAAAAGAAUCGGGAUUGCCAAAGCUGGAGCUUGCACUGAUGAAUGUGCACGUUUCUUUUGGCGAAAAAGAGAGUCGUCACGCUGAGAUUGUUGAGAUUAAUCGGUUGGCAAAUGAGUUGAGUGCAUCUGUACCGAACAAACGGAAGGUAUUGGUACUGGGAGACUUCAAUUUGUCACCGCAGGAUGUGCUUGGUAGCCUCGGAUCACACAAAAUGGCACUGAUUCGCUCACCUCUUUCGACUACAGUGUUCGGUAAACUCUACGACAACAUUUGGCUUAAUCCUGCAGACUUCAGUAGCAACGUCGAUCGUAAGCACAAAUAUUCCGUGGACAGCGGAGUGCUUCGCGUUGAUUGGCGAUACUAUCCUCCUUCAAAGAGUACUCGUCUUUCCGCGCAGAACCCGAUGGACACGAUGAUCCCUCGACUUCAGACGUAUAUGUCGCGCGUACAAUGCGGCUACGAACUCUCAGAUCAUUGCCCCGUUUGGGUUGCGUUCGCUGCAGCAACCCAGCGCAGUGGCAUGGAUAACUAACAACUAGGAUAAUUUCCAGAACAGAUGAGUAGGAUGCGAGCUUGAAAACCGUAGCGCUCCAGCUGGCACAGCUGUGGUGUACUACCAGACAGAGUCCAACAUCUGUCGUGUUGUAGUUUCGUGUUCGAACCAAAAGAAACAAAUUUAUAUAAGCGCUGAUGUGAUAAUGGCUUUGCUGCAAUCUACUAACUACCUCAAGUAAAUUUUCUACAUGACCUUCGUGUCUCGGUCCGGGUACUCUCCUGCUGCGAUU